GUUUCCACUCACAAAAAGACAAACAAUGGCAGACACUCAGAUCAAGAUGACGACGACCGCGGAGGUCUCGGUCUACGCAUGCGCGCCACAGACUGUGUGGGCAAUGACCACCCUCAAGGCGCCGACGUUUGAGAACAUUCGCCGGCCGACCCUCGACAUUGUCGCCGUGAUUGACAAGUCCGGCUCGAUGGCAGGCACCAAGCUCGAGCUCGUCAAGAAGACGCUCGAGACGCUUGUGGCGCAGCUGCGCGCCUGCGACCGACUCGCACUGGUGACGUAUGACACGGAGGUCACCCUCGACCUGGCGCUCUCCCCGAUGGACGACAAGGGCCGCAGCAAGGCCACCCAGGUUGUCAAUGGCAUCCGCGACGGCUCGUCCACCAAUCUGUCGGGCGGCCUCCUCGAAGGCCUGAACAUUCUGCGCAACCGACCCACCGACAGCCGUCGCGAGGUCUCGUCCGUGCUCCUCCUCACCGACGGCCUUGCCAACGUCGGCAUCUCCACCACCGAGGGCAUCAUUGCCGCCAUGGGCGCUGUGGCCGCUGCUGCCGCGCCAGAGUCGUCAUCCUCAUCGCUUGCGACGACGCUGCGCCGAGCUUCCCUGUCCAACUUUUUCCGCCGCAAGAGCCCUACCCCCGAGCAGCAGCAGCAGCAGCAGAAGACCGAAUCCGACAGUCCCGUUGCUCGCCCUCCAACCAACCUUGUCGAGGGCUGCACCGUCUACACGUUCGGCUACGGCUCGGAUGCCGACUCGAACAUGCUCAAGGCCAUUUCUGACGCUGGCAGCGGCACGUACUACUUUAUCGAGAACAAGGACACUGUGGCCACCUCGUUUGGCGACUGCCUCGGUGGCCUGGUCUCGGUCUGCGCGCAAAACCUCGCGCUCGAGCUCCGUGUGCCGAACGGCUGCAAGCUGCGCAAGAUCCACGCCCGCAACCCCGUCGAGUUCAAGGAGGAGAACAUGUGCGCGGUUGUCCGCCUGGCCGAUUUGCAGAGCGAGGAGCGUCGUGACAUUGUUGUCGAGAUUGACCUGAGCGAGGCCUCGCCGUCCGCCAAGCAGCUCGUGCUUUCCAGCAGCCUCGAGUAUCUCAAUGUCAUCACCAUGAAGAUGGACAAGGUGUACGAGACCCUGACGGUCGAGCGUGCCACCAAGCUGCCCUCGAACAUUUCCAAGAGCACCGAGGUUGACGUGCAAAAGUGCCGCGUCGUUGCUGCCGACGCCAUCGAGCGUGCAGCUGCCAAGGCUGCCGCUGAAAGCUCCGAAGCCUCGUUUGCCGCCGCUCGUGCCAUUCUUGACGCUGCCCUGGCCAUUGUGCGCGCCUCGCUCACCCCCACGGAUCCCUACAUUCUGGGCCUGAUCAAGGACCUCGAGCGAUGCCGCACUGGCGUCGAGAGCUUUACUGCGUACAACUCGUACGGUGGGUCUGAGAUGACGUCGCGUGGCCAAUCCCACUGGGCGCAGCGUUCCAACAAGGCCGAGUCGUCCAUGUACGUCAGCUCUGCCAAGUCCGCCAUGCGCAGCCUCUUUUAAAAACAUCACGCCUGUGUUUUGUUUUUUUGGAUGCGGUGAUGAUGAGAAGAGGUGUGUUGUUGAUUUGUGUUUUGAGAGAUUUUAUAGAUUGAUUUGUGCUUUGUACUUGUAGUCGAUUUGCUGUUUCUGACAUGUUCAUUAAAAUUUCGAUUUGAUUUUUGU
Capsaspora owczarzaki ATCC 30864 is the source of this 1693-nucleotide messenger RNA. RefSeq lists its product as hypothetical. Lineage: Eukaryota; Filasterea; Ministeriida; Capsasporidae. The record is from RefSeq and is a predicted model, not a curated record. The coding region runs from base 26 to 1531 and encodes 501 amino acids. The transcript has a single exon.